AUGGCCACGAACACCGCCGCACGACGGCAACGGAUUCUCAUACGAGCGCUAUACACUGGCGUUCUUAUUGUCCUUGCAAGAACGAUCUACCUCAUUAUCACCACCGCCCCUAGCACCACCACCACCACCAACAUGACCACCCCUCACGAAAGCUCCUGGAAAGCGGACACAGAUGAACAGCUCGUGAAAUACUACUCCUCGAUUUUUCAAGAUUUAAUCUUCGACGGAAUUCUUACAGUCGACUCAAGAACACUCACCAUCGGAGCCGAAUCUCCCCAAUACAUUGCCGCCCUUAGAGAAGCUGGCAUCGCCUAUUCCAAAGCAAUCAAGAAAAACGUCAGGUUCCCGUUUAUGAACAACAGUUUUGAUUUACAGUUCUCUGCACACUCGGGUCUUGACAGCUCCGCAUAUCCCGGCGAAUUGUCAUCGGAAUUGACAAGAACUCUGAAACCAGAAGGGUAUCUCAUCAUUCACACGGAAUCCAAAGACUCCUACAGUUUAAAUUCUUUGUUGGAUUUGUUCGAUUCGUUUAAAUUGAUCCGAUCACGUGAAGUACCGGUUCAACAUUGGUCUAUUCCACGAAUUCGUGAAGUUAUUUUGAAGAAACAAAACGGGAUUCUCCGGCGACGGAGAAACCUCGCCGGAAGUUGCUCUGUUCCAGCGUAUAAAAAGGAAUUAAUUCAAAAUUCUGAGCCAUUGAUAGCUGAAGAACCAAUGAAGCCAUGGAUUUCUUUGAAAAGAAACCUCAAGAACAUCAAAUACCUUCCAUCAAUGGCGGACAUUAGCUUCAAAACACGAUACAUCUAUAUCGACGUCGGAGCUAGAAACUAUGGAUCAAGCAUCGGAAGCUGGUUCAAGAAACUUUACCCAAAACAGAACAAACCCUUCAAGAUUUUCGCAGUUGAAUCAGACAAACGAUUCCAUCAAGAAUACAAAUCCAAGAAAAAGAUAACCCUUUUGCCAUACGCAGCUUGGGUACGAAACGAGUCAUUGUUCUUUGAGAUCAACCGCCAACCAAACAUCAAAAACGAAGAUAAAGGAAGAGGGAUGGGUCGAGCUCAAUCCGCCCAAACUUCAACCAGUUUCUUAGGGGAUUUGAAUAAGAUUCAAGGGUUUGAUUUCGCGAAUUGGGUGAAGAACAGUUUUACAGAGAAAGAUUUCGUGGUGGUGAAGAUGGAUAUCGAAGGAACAGAGUUUGAUAUAAUUCGGAAAAUGGUGGAAACUGGGGCCAUUUGUUUGAUAGAUGAAAUGUUUCUUGAAUGCCAUUAUAAUCGAUGGAGAAGAUGCUGUAAAGGAGAAAGGAGUUCCAAGUAUCAAAAUGAGUACAAUGAAUGUAUGGAAUUGUUUAGUUCAUUGAGGGAGAAAGGUGUUCUGGUUCAUCAAUGGUGGUGA
Messenger RNA from Lactuca virosa, 1392 nucleotides. NCBI's taxonomy places the organism in Eukaryota, Viridiplantae, Streptophyta, Magnoliopsida, Asterales, Asteraceae. The record is from the annotation of a GenBank genome assembly.